CCAUUAUCGAAACACCUGAUAACACCACCUUCAAUAAUAUCAACAUUAGUGUUGUAAAGCAGAAUAAAGGUUGUGGAUAUAAGGUUAUCUAUGAUAAAGGAUUUAUUAACUGUGAGAAAAUGAAUUCGUCUGUAUCGAACAACCUCAGAAUGUAUAAUGUUACGUGGUUAGCCUUUACAAAGGAUUAUACUGACGGUUUGUCAGAAACAGAAGGCUACUGCCUAAACGUAAUAACGUCAAAUGCAGAUGUUAAAGUGACCAAAACGUGCUAUAAUAUGAUUUCGCCAUCGACAUCAGCAGCUCCAACAACACCUACAACCAAGCAACAGCCAGCAACAUCGGUUCCAGUAACACCAUCUCCAAUAACAACCAUUUCAGAAAUACUAACACCAUUUAUAACAACCAUUUCGCCAUCAUUCUCAGCAACAUCGGAACCAGUAAACCCAUCUACAACAACAACCAUUUCAGCAGCACAAACACCCUCUGUAACAACCCUUUCGCCAUCAUUCUCAUCAUCAUCGCCGCACCAAAAAUCAACAACAGUCAUUUCAAAACCACUAUCAAAAUCUAUAACAAACCAUCCAUCUAUCGCCUCUUCCGCACCACCACCACCAUCAUCAUCAUCAUCAUCAUCAUCCCAUGCCAGACAAUCCACAACAAUCAAAUCAUCAUCUGUUCAGCAGGAAUAUACACGCACACAACUAGUACCAAGAGCAACGACACCUACCUAUGAUCCAAGUAAACCAUCAGGAAAUUUAGCAAUACUAGUAUAUGGUAUAAUAGGAGGAGUAACUGGGUUAUGUCUGUUAAUAAUUGUUAUCAUAAUGAUAGUAUGUAUUUGCAAACAAAGACAUAAGAAUGAUCACUACAAACCGUCCGAAAAAAACGAGGAAAAUCACAAUUCCAAAAGCGUACCACCAAAAGGUGAGAUGAAUAUACCAGAAAAUGAUUUAGACGUUAGCCAAGGGGAAAACCAGUCAUUUUCAGUUACCAGAGAGUCUCAUGAAAAUAAUCCAGGCUUUCUUUCAACGCAAUAUCCAAACGAUGUGGUUAUUAUGGAACAUGAAUCUGAUGUACCAUCUCCAACAUCAAAUCUACAAGGUGCUCCUGGUAAUAAUAACCAUGACAGACAUGAUAUAAACGGUAUAGCAAGCGACCAAUAGCACGGAAACCACCAACAAGAUCUUCCACAAACAGAGCCGGAACCGUAAAUUCGACGAGUUCGAGGCCGACAUGUUGUUUUAAGUUUGGCAACGUUUGCAAUUCGAUGGGUGACUAUAUUACCAAGACAAGCGCAUCUGUUCUUUAACAUGUACACCACGUCGCCUUAAAUCUCAGAAAGUCCCCACUUGUUUACGAGUAGUUUAAUUUAAUAUUGAAUUCAUUCCGAUACUUCUAGCCACGUUUAUCUCAUCAAUGCUUGAAUUGUUUCUUUUUUUUAUAACGCUUUAUGUUGUAAUUGCUAUUCAUGUUCAUCUUGUUUAUAUAGACUUUUAAAUAACUAUGCAUCAUUAUUGUCUACCUUGAUCAUCCUAUAUUACUUCCUUGUCAAGCGAGACUGGGCGUGGGAAAACGUAAAGUUUAACAACUAAUCAAAAUUCAAAUUCGGCAACAUGAAAAUUGGUAUUUGGGCGAAACAACCUGGGCAAUAAUAGAGACAAAUUAUGGUUACAUACCCAGUCUAUAGCUUAAUGACACAGACUCGUGAUUGUUUUAGUAUUUUUUUAUGUCUGUCAAGGCUACUCGGGUCCAAAAAACAUAUAUAUAUAUAGCAAUGAAAUUUUGUCACGUUCUUCUAACUUCUUUCUAGUCUUUGAUAACUAGACUGAAAGAAGUAGUCACUUUAAACUGGAAAUAAUAUCAUAUUCAAAAUAACCCCAUACUCUUCUAUUUUUCCAAUGUACAAGCACUGGUUUUACGAGGAACUUUUUAAACAUCUACUUCUAAAACGCCCAUAUAUCAUCAGUGGAUUACCAGAUAGAUUCAAUAUUUCCAAUUGUUAAACUUUUCAGGCAUGGCCAAAUCGCAAAAAUUACAGAUCGUGAUUUGAUUCAGUAUCAACUAUUUGGAACAACCCAAAUGAACUGUUUGGUCACUAUUUUAAAAUGCUUUUUUUGAUAUUUGUCGUGUUGUUUAUUUUAGUUGUAUGGAUAUGUGUGUCAUAUAUAUGGCUUAAUAUGGUAAUGGUUAAAAUAAAUUAAACGAAUAGGUUUUUUUAUAGUAGUAACUAGUAAUAUAUAUACACAGUAAAACGAAUAUCGUUCAUUGUACUAUUUCUAGAACAUCUGAUACAACUUCUCAUUGGGGUUUUCACAUAGCUAACAAAACUUUUGUUGUACUUUAAAUGUCAAUUCACACAUCAGUGUGCAGAUGAAUAAUAUGUUGAAAUAUGUCUUUGUCAGUCAAAUCCGCUAAGUUGUUUAUUACAUGUACAUGUAUUCAGUCUAAACAUAAAUAGCGGUUUGACAUAUGUACCUAUUUAUAACAACUUACUAUACCUGUGUAAAGCUUGAUUAAC
This is a messenger RNA of Patella vulgata (common limpet), 2518 nucleotides long. RefSeq names its product mucin-2-like. The coding region runs from base 120 to 1163 and encodes 347 amino acids. The transcript is spliced from 4 exons. The record is from RefSeq and is a predicted model, not a curated record. NCBI's taxonomy places the organism in Eukaryota, Metazoa, Mollusca, Gastropoda, Patellidae.